AUGUCAUAAAGCUAAGAAUAAAUGGUGCGAUCUAAAGCAUAAACCUUAAUGAUCAGCUUAAACAUUGCCCUGGGAUCACUAAAUAUUGGGUAUGUGGUUACAUACUUAACUUUGUCAAUUGAUACCCUUUUCGCAGUGCUGUAAGAAUGUUUAUCUAUACAUUUAGGGGUAUAAGUGCAGAGGAAAAAACAGAAAGACUAAGUUUACUUGCUGGAAUUCUUCCAUUAGGAAAUGUAGUUGGAGUGUUUGUUGGUUACUUGUUAAAAUAAAAAUUUACAAACAAAUAGUGUCUUCACAUAGCUGAUCUAAUAGGAAUAACUAGUCUGCUAGCUGUUAUAGCUGACUAUUAUCUAAUUGUUGUUGUCAGAUUUUUUCUCGGAGUUUCCAAUGGAAUAUCCAGUUAUUUGAUGCCAGUGUAUAUAAAGUCCUUAUGUCCAUAAUAAUAUUUCGGUUAAUUUAGUAUGUUCGUUGGGUAUGGAAUAAAUACAGGAUAUGCAAUUGGAUAAUUGAUGGGAAUAGGAUAUAUAGAGUAUUUAACUGAAAUAAUCCUUUUAGUUAUUCUGGACCAUCUUCGAAUUGGUGGAGAGUGGUGUUCUUGUUCCCAACAGUCAUCUGCAUCUUACGUUCAUGUAUAAUGCAAUUUGUAUUUAAUUAUGACAGUCCUGAAUAAUUGAUAUAGAGGGGAAACUUGGAAAAGGCAAAAUAUGUAUUAAAUCAAUCAAUAAAAUAGGUCAUUUGCUCCAUUUACAAAGAUCAAUAUGUUGAUGAACAAUUUGAAAGGUAUCAGAAGAUGGCAACUGAAUAGUAGAAAUAAAAUAAUAAAUCAUUUUUGAGUAUUUUUGAAAGAAAGAAACUUGUUACUUUAUAGACUGGAAUAAUAUCAGUAUACAAUUAUUUAACAAUUAGAUGUUAGUAUAAAUAUGGUGCGGAGUGUUUGCAGUGUUUUAUUAUAGUGCUUAAAUAUUCUCUGAUAUGGCUGAUGAUGAUGUUGUUUAGAAAACUAUAUAUACAUUCUGUUUAGGAUUAUCAGGAUUCGUUUCUCAGUUUUUUACAAUCUAUAUGGUGAAUAAAUUGGGAAACAAAUAUAUUUUAAGUACUUAAUUAUAAUAUAAAUAAAGUGAUUGGAUCUUUUUUAAUUGGAUCACUCAAUUUGGCUGUUUCAAUUAUUUCUAGAAAUGUAUCAGCUGGAAAUGAAUUAGCUAUUUUUAUUUUGCUAUUACUAUUGGUGAUGACAUUUGGAUCCACUUUAGGUCCAGCUGCAUGGGUAUGAAUAAUAAAUUACUAUCUUUUUAGAGUAUUGUACCAUAACUAAAUGAUAGUGAUGGAACCUUCAUUGCUACAGAAUUUAGAUGGGCAUUUUAAGCGAUUGUUGUAUUCUGUUUCCCUUUUAUGGAAAAGAAUCUUAAAAUAUUUGGUGCCUUUUUAUUCUUUGCUAUUAUUGACUAUUUAUAUUUUAUCUAUUGUCACUUCUUUUUGCUUGAUAGCAGAGGGAAAUCAAACGAACAAUUAAUUGCAGCAUAUCAUAAUAAAUUUGGCUAUUCAGUCGUACCAGUAACCAAUCAAUAACUAUAAAACAUAUAAACUGAUAUAUAAUAACCUCAAGAAUAGCAACUAAUAACUCAUUAAUAAGGAAAUUCAAAGAAUGAAAGUGAAAAGUGAUUAGC
Paramecium octaurelia is the source of this 1664-nucleotide messenger RNA. The record is from the annotation of a GenBank genome assembly. NCBI's taxonomy places the organism in Eukaryota, Ciliophora, Oligohymenophorea, Peniculida, Parameciidae.